Messenger RNA from Oncorhynchus keta (chum salmon), 1273 nucleotides. It is a transcript of the gene ppp1r17, whose product is annotated as protein phosphatase 1 regulatory subunit 17. Lineage: Eukaryota; Metazoa; Chordata; Actinopteri; Salmoniformes; Salmonidae. Gene Ontology annotation, biological process: regulation of phosphatase activity. The transcript is spliced from 4 exons. Gene Ontology annotation, molecular function: protein phosphatase inhibitor activity. The record is from RefSeq and is a predicted model, not a curated record. The coding region runs from base 200 to 526 and encodes 108 amino acids.
UGGAGACGGUGGACUGGGCGGAUGGGUGGUGAUGAUGCUCCUCCUCCGAGCUACUUAACACCAUGGCUUUGAUCUGGCCCGGCACUCACUCCUUCUGUCCUGUCUGCUCACUGAACAGCUGAGACUGAGACUGGGCUGUGUUAUCUGAUCUGGGUCCAGACUGGGAGAAAGAGGAUAAGAGAGAGAAGAGGAGGAGAAGAUGUCUACAGGCUGUGGCUGUGUGAGGUCGCCCCCGGAGACAGCGGAACACAGACUGACGGGUGGACAGGAGCACCACUAUCAGAUGGUGGAGCCUGUGAGGACCCUGCUAGAGGAGGGGGCAGGGAUGACCAGAGCUGUGCGGGGGAAACACUGUCCUGAGGCAGUGCACCCCGAGGAGCAGCCAGAUGAGCAGGAACUGAAGAAACCACGCAGGAAAGACACGCCCGUCCUCAACACUCCUCCACUCAUACCAGGUGUGAGGAUGGUGAAAGGAGAGAAGAGAAUGAUUCACAUGGAGGAUGAAGAGAAGGAUGGAAAGAACUAGAAGUCAUUGGAGGAGAGAUUCUUGCCUACAAUUUUCUGUUGUUGACAUCGUUGUUUCCUGUUGUCACAUUACUAAUAUGUAGCCUAUACAUGUUUAUUAAAAGUAGCUCUACAAUGUGUGGCUGUUAUCUUUCAUAAACAAGGUAUAAAGAUGUUGUCAAUGCAUGCAUUCAAUAUAAUAUACUGUAUCUAGCCAAAGGUUGCACCGUGGCCAUUACAAUGUAGAAAAUAGCAUAUAUCUUAUGGGAGAUGCCAAAACGUUGGAGAAAACAAUAGAAUGCAAAGUCAAAGUUACUGGUUUCCAUCUGUGGCAAAGUUUUCCCUAAAUGGUUAUGUCAAAUCCAGCUCCGGAACCAGCCUAGCCAGCUGGCUAUUCUUUUGAAUAUGGUGCAGUUAAAAAAAACCCAGCAACAACAGAUGUUGCUAGCUAGCUAGCUAAGGUUAGCAUGCUAGCUAUCUACACUGACAGCUGUCAGUUCCCUAUUUGUUGACGUUUCUCCAGCCCACGUCGAAAUCACCAUGACGUUCUUUCCCACCCCCAAUUCUAAAACAUGUAUAAGUAGCCUGCCUCAUUCAUCAGAGGUGCAACCUAAACAAGCAUUCUUGCUCUAGGGCAGAGAGGAAGAGGCAAAGCGAGAGGUUUUAAUCUGCCCAAAUCUGUUUGUGUAAAUAAGCCUACGAACUGAAUAACUUUUGUAUGGAAGUCAAUAAGAGUAUCAAAUUUGGACAACAAAAAAUGUAAUCGCUA